Messenger RNA from Klebsormidium nitens, 1560 nucleotides. Lineage: Eukaryota; Viridiplantae; Streptophyta; Klebsormidiophyceae; Klebsormidiales; Klebsormidiaceae. The record is from the annotation of a GenBank genome assembly.
GUGAAGGAAAUCUUGUGUUCGAUCAACUUCAAACCAGCGCUCAACUGAAACGGGCAGGCGCAAUCUGUCAGCCCUCUGUCAGUGUUACGAACUUGAAGCUCUGAGCAAGGAGGUUCCGAAUCCCAGCGGUCAGCCACAGAUCCAUGAUGCCAGGACCGUGCGAGCUGCAUAAAUCUUUGUGCAGGCGCUUUGCAGGCAAUUGUGUCAGCCGGGCUCUUCGUGGAUGAAGCCUUGGGUAGAGACGUGAAUCUCUUUCAAUGAACGAAAGUAUCAUGCUGGUAUCAUUUCUGGUGUACUUGCUAUCCCAAAGGCCAGUUGCAAGCUUGUUCACAGAGAAGCGAGACAUAUCCUAGCUCAUGUCCAAUUCGUCGUGUACACAGCACGGUGACAGUGAUGGCUUUCUUCUUCAGACUUUUGCCAGGCUGCAGAGCAGCCUUGAGGACACCCCAAAGAAGCCCUUCACUUGUCCGACAUCUCUCGCUCUUUGAUAGGAAACUCUGGAGUGGGGGCCGUCAAAAGCAAACAAGCGACGACGCCAGAGAAGCAAACAAGCCUGGGCAAAGGGGGGCCAAUGUAAAGCACACGGGUGAAAAGGGCUCCUCAAGAGCUCUGGCAAGAGUGGCAACGCCAGUAUCAGCUGCAAACAAAGAGCUGUCCUUGGAGUCUGGUGUGCGUCCGUUGAAUGAGGUGCAUCCUGGAGCAGUGUUGUCAGAGGUUGUGGUGACAUCCACUGAACACGAGAAGCUGUGUGCCAUGUGCCUGAAGUUGCGCAGCCGGCGCGACUUCAAGAAGCUGCGCUCGUCCCCAGACGGCGUGCACUACCUCUGCCGGGGAUGCCUCUCGCAGGUCUCCCGAGCGCGGAGGCGCCUUGCGGCGGUUGUUCCCAAGGGGCAAGCAUACUGUCCCUGUUGCGGCGAGUCACGAGACUUGGCAAGUUGAGUAGAAGGCGGUUCCCCAAUUGAAGCCAACUAGAUAGUUUGCGGGGCACCUUGCAUCUGAGCGGAUGUCGCCUAAGGACAUCAGGCUGCUGAAAGCCCUUAUCCCGAGGUCAGGGUUGCGUAGUUCGCGGGCCCUUGGACAGUCAGCAAGCAUAUAACCUCUCUGGAAGUCAUUCUAGCGCGGUCGCUCUCGUCUUGGGGAAGAAGUCAUACCGACCAGCUCCGAGUAUAGUACGCCAUCAGCGCUCCUUGAAUGUUCUCCACCUGUCAACCGUAGUCAAAGUUGGAAACCUGAAAUGGCUGACAUGCUCAACCUCCCGAGGGCGCUGAGCAGCGGAGAAGCAGAGCAGGGCGAAGACGUUGGCUGUUGCAGAGCCUCGUCCGUUUUUGUAGCCCCAACACCGAGACAACCUCAAACUCCCCUCAAGGCAUGCUCGGUUCCCUCGGAGGGCCGCAAAACGGAAGAGACGGAACGAGGGAAGCAGAACACGACGGUAACCGAGACCAUCAAGGGGCGGCGGCUGGGCACCGGACUGGGACGCGGAGAUGCCAUCUGAACCAGUGAAGGUUUCAGCAGUAAUUACGACACAAACGGCAAGUAGAUUGGAAAGGGGGGGAUUGC